Messenger RNA from Dothidotthia symphoricarpi CBS 119687, 1392 nucleotides. RefSeq lists its product as uncharacterized. Bases 1 to 1392 code for a protein of 463 amino acids. The transcript has 3 exons. The record is from RefSeq and is a predicted model, not a curated record. Gene Ontology annotation, cellular component: mitochondrion. NCBI's taxonomy places the organism in Eukaryota, Fungi, Ascomycota, Dothideomycetes, Pleosporales, Dothidotthiaceae.
AUGGAUAACAGCACGGAAGUUUUCGUAAAACUUCCGAAUCCAAAUGCCGGGCCAGCUCACUACACGACUGCCUCCGAAGUAGCCACCCGGCAAAUGCUCCGAGACGUCUUUCAUAUUCCUGUCCCCCGCGUGCUUGCGUGGUCUUGUGAUGCCGCAAAUAACUCGGUUAAGGCUGAAUACAUUCUCGAAGAAAAGGUUCCUGGUGUACGGUUGGGUGCGGUAUGGUACGGUCUGCCAUGGCGAACAAAGCUGUCUAUUGUGAAUGAUAUCGCCGAUUGUGACGCCUCAUUAAGUGCCGUGAGGUUCAAGACACAUGGCUGCGUCUACUUCAGAGAGGACCUUCAGCGAUUGACCGGGAUGUCGAUUGCCCUCCAGUUUAGCUUGGACCAACAACACACGACUCUUGAGAAGUAUGCAAUGGGGCCCCUGACAAAGGCAGAGCUUUGGAUUAGUGGUCGGGAGCAGUUGGAUAUUGAUCGAGGUCCAUGGCAAGAACCACGAGACUAUGCGAGAGCCUUGGGUGCCAAUGAGUUAUCAUGGAUGAGGAACAAUGCCCAGCCACGAAAGAACUACUACCGGUCCCCAAAAGAUAUCGAGCUCCCAGAAGAUGCGCUUGCAUUACUCGCCAAGUAUGAACAAGUCGCAUCAUUCUUGAUUCCAGCUUCGAACGAUAGUUCAGCUACCGCCAAUACUCUUUGGCAUCCCGAUCUCCAUUUAGACAACGUGUUUGUGGAUCCAGUCUCGCAUAAGAUCACCGGUAUCGUGGACUGGCAAUCAGCCGUUGUGGCACCGCUGUUUUAUCAGUCGGGUGUCCAUCGAGCAUUCCGACACUACAAGGCUGUCCGGGAGGGCUGGAUCAUGCCUGAGAAGCCCGAGAAUUUCGACACCCUGACUCCCGACGAGCAAAAGCAAAUUGACCAAGAUCUGGAAAGCGAGACGAUACACAAAUACUACGAACUCCAGACCAUGAAACGUGCACUACUCCACUGGGAUGUUCUCCAGCAACCAUCAGUGCCUAUGCUUAAAAAACCUGUUUGGCUUGUGACUGGUGUGUGGGAGAAUCGGGAUCUAUUCUUCCUGCGCGACUCACUCAUUACGCUUGUUGCCCAGUGGAAUGAGAUCUUUGGGGAAGACACCCCGUGUCCCAUCACAUUUUCUACAGAAGAACUUGAGCUGCAUGCAAAGGAGGAAGAGAACAUGGAUGGAGUUGGGCAAAUGCUGUCGCUGUUCCGAGACCAAGGUGUUUUACCGGCGGAUGGCAUGGUGCAGCCCGAGGAUUACCAGACUGCGAUUGAAAACUGUCACAAGUACAAAGAGGUGUUUCUCAAUGCAGCUCAGACUGAGGAAGAGAGGGAUGUGUACUCCAAACUUUGGCCAUACCAAGACAUCUGA